Pochonia chlamydosporia 170 is the source of this 351-nucleotide messenger RNA. Its product is annotated as berberine and berberine like domain-containing protein. NCBI's taxonomy places the organism in Eukaryota, Fungi, Ascomycota, Sordariomycetes, Hypocreales, Clavicipitaceae. The transcript has a single exon. The record is from RefSeq and is a predicted model, not a curated record. Bases 1 to 351 code for a protein of 116 amino acids.
AUGGUAGAAAAUGGUGACCGCCGUGGAGGCAACAUCCUCGGCUUGGGUGGGAAGAUUCAGAACGGCCCAACGUUAAUGUGGCCUCUCUCUUUGACUGUCGACACCGAGGAGAACCAGAGGGUUAUCCUCCCCAUAGCACGGCAGCUAGUUGGAGCUAUCAAUCGGAAACUCAGGCAGCAAGAAGGCUUUGUCGAGUGGUACUGUCUUAAUUAUUCUUGGGGUGAUAUCAAUCCUUUCCAGUACUUUGGAUCUAAUAACCUCGGUUUGAUGGAGCGGGUGUGUGCCAAGUACGAUCCAGAUGGCAUGUUUCAAAUAUUACGACAGACUGGAUUUUCACUUGGUCAUGGAUGA